CCGCGAGAGCAGGACCGAGCCCCCUCCCCUGGGCUGGCCUCAGCGGGUCCUUCAAUAGGCUCCGCAACGAUCCUGGGAUUCGGCUGGGCUCGCCUCUGCUGUUGCUCGGCAGCAGCUGCUACCCCUCCCCCUUUUCAGGACCCGAAGCCGGUUGCAGGUUCGCUCCUCUCCCCCGCACCGCUGAGGUCGUCUUGAGAGGCUCUCUUCGGGCUCCUCGGCUUCCCUCUUCCGGUGGCCUUGGUCUCCUUUACGUAGGAUCCCUCGUGGGCUUCCAGAGUCCCUGACUCCCCUCCCCAGAAUCCGCCACAGGUGUCCCCCCCAUCCCGUACCCGGUGGUUCUCCUUCGGUGACCCUCUGCGGCUUGUCUUCUUCCCCCUUUGCUCGGCGGUGCCCCCCCUCCCCCGUGUUAACAAAAAGGGCCCCCUUUGCGUCCCGGGCUCCCCCUCUCCGUCGCGGGUCAGGGCCUACCAGUGCCAUGCGAUUCUCCUUGGUCGUGUCACUUCUGCGCCCAGUGGGGCCUGUGGUGAUUGGGGUGUCUCUGGGUUUCACGCUCAGCCUGCUUAGUGUCACCUGGGUCGAGGAGCCAUGUGGGCCCCGCCAGGGCAGCCUACGAGAUGGGGGCAUGGAGCCGCAGCAGCAAGGUCAGGGCAAUGCUGCCCGCAAGCCCAAUUCUGUGCCUGGGGGAUUGGGCACGGAGCCUGAACAGAGCUGGGAGCCCCGUGUCCUGCCCUACAAGCCUCCGAACCCAGGCAAGGCUGCCAAGAAAACUAUCAGGACUCGUUAUAUCAGCACAGAGCUGGGCAUGCGACAGCGCCUCUUUGUGGGCGUGUUGACCUCAAAGAACACAUUGAAUUCUCUGGCAGUGGCAGUGAAUCGCACUUUGGGCCACCGGUUGGAGCGUCUAGUCUAUUUCACAGGCACCCGGGGGCGCAAGGUACCACAUGGCAUGAUGGUAGUGACGCAUGGUGACGAGAGACCUAUCUGGAACAUGUACCAAACAGUCAAGUACGUGUUGGACCAUUACAUGGCUGACUUCGACUGGGUUUUCCUGGUUCAGGAUGACACCUACACAGAGGCACAUCGUGUCAACCGUUUGGCCUCUCAUCUCAGCAUUGACACCCUGCUCUACAUGGGUCGGCCCGAGGAGUUCAUUGGUGGGGACACUCAAGGGCGAUACUGCUAUGGCGGCUUUGGUUACCUGCUCUCCCGGGCCCUGCUGCUGCGCUUGCAGCCUCACUUGGAAAGCUGCCGAAAUGACAUCCUGAGUGCCCGGCCUGAUGAGUGGUUAGGGCGCUGCAUCAUUGACUACACAGGAGUUGACUGUGUGGCAGAGCAUGAGGGCCUUCAUUACCACUAUUUUGAGCUUGGAAAGAAUACUGAUCCUGAGAAGGAGAGCGAUCCACAAUUCGAUGCUGCAUUCACAGUGCACCCAGUGUUGGACCCUGUACAGAUAUACCGGCUACACAGACAUUUUGCACAUGUGGAGUUGGAACGCACUUACCAGGAGAUACAGCAGCUUCAGCUGGAGAUUCAAAAUACCAGCAGUCUGUCUGCAGAUGGUGAGUUGAGUGCCAUGUGGCCCAUUGGCAUUGCACCCCCUUUUCAACCAAAGACUCGUUUUGAAGUGCUGCGCUGGGAUUACUUUACUGAAGAGGCAGCCUUUGCCUGUGUGGAUGGUGCUCCCAAGUGUGAACUCCAAGGAGCAGAUGCAGCUGAUGUGGCAGACGUGGUUGCUGCAGCAGUAGAAGAACUGAACCACCGAUACCAGCCAGUGCUACAUGUGCGUAAGCAGCAGUUGCUGAAUGGGUACCGCCGCUUUGACCCUACACGAGGCAUGGAGUACACUCUAGACCUACAGCUUGAGAUGGUAACUCAAAAGGGGUAUAGCCGUUCACUGGCCAAAAGGGUAUAUCUGCUGCGCCCACUUAGUGAGGUUGAAAUCAUCCCUAUGCCCUAUGUCACUGAAGCUAGCAGGGUUAAUGUCAUCCUUCCACUAACUGCCCCAGAGCGGGACUAUGCUGCACGUUUUCUAGAGGUCUAUGCUGCAGCAGCCUUUGAGAAUGCUGAGAAUGCUGUUCUCACAUUCCUUUUCAUCUACGAUCCCUUUGAGGCUCAGCAGGUGUCUCAGAAUGAUGUUUUUGGGGCAGUGAAAGCACGUAUUGCAGAAUAUGAACGACGGUAUACUCAAGUGAAGAUCCCUUGGAUCAGUGUCAAGACAGAUGCACCUUCCCAGAUCAAGGUUAUGGACAUCAUCUCCAAGAAGCACCCUGUGGAUACGCUCUUCUUUGUAGCAGGUGUGAGCACAGAGGUCACAACGGAGUUCCUCAACCGCUGUCGCAUGAACACCAUCAAUAGUUGGCAGGUCUUCUUCCCCAUCCAUUUUCAGGGCUACAAUCCUACCAUUGCUUUCCACAACCAAGCCUCACCUCUUUCUAGCUUGGAUCUGGUGCGUGAUGCUGGCCAUUUUGACCGUGAUGCUUUUAACGAAGCUUGCUUCUACAAUGCAGAUUACAUGGCAGCCCGCACACGCAUGGCAUCUGAUGCACAGGACAAUGAGGAUAUCUUGGAGACCAUGGACAUCUAUGAUCUCUUUGUCAAGUAUUCUAACCUGCAUGUCUUCCGUGCUGUAGAACCUGCCCUCCUUCAGCAGUACAGGCCACACAGUUGCAACCCCCGACUGAGUGAGGAACAGUAUCACCGCUGUGUGCAGAGUAGCUUGGAGGGCCUGGGUUCCCGUGCCCAGCUGGCCAUGGUUCUCUUUGAGCAGGAGCAAGGCAAUAGCACGUGAGCUCUGGAGACUGAGGCCAGGGCCAGCCUACUUCAACCUCUCCCCUGCAUUUGCUUCUUAUAGUAGCAGAAGGGAGCUGAAAAUGACUCUUCAAGCUUGAAAUCCAGGGUGUAGUUCUGACUGGCCUUAUGGGCUACAUUGUGGACAGUAGAUGUAAGUGGGAAUCAAGGCAUUGGUUCUAGUUCCAUUUUAUGUCUUGCUCUGUUCCCUUAGCCUGGGCCCAGGUCCUUCCUUCCCCAGUGCAGCAGGAUUGGCAUGUGGAAGCCCCAAAUAAGGGCAGGCAGGACCUGCCCUAAGAUCCGCUUCCUUGAACUGCUCGUUGCUGCAGGCUCUGCCUUUUGGGGUUCCUGGGCUCUUAGGGCAGCCUUCUGUAUAAACAAUGGGAAGUAUUGUUGGGGUGGGCCAGAAGUAAAGGAGGCUCUACAUAUCUGGAUCCUGGGACAGGAAGGGGAAUGAGAGAAUGUCUUGCCCGUAAGGACCAUUGCUCAUUCCUAUGGCUGCAGUUUUGGUGCUAACUUAAUGAACAGGUAUGAGUAUGAAGUAGCUCAUUUUGUGGAUGGAAGGAUAGAAGGUUUACUGUUGUGUUUGGUUUGCUCUGUGACCCUCCUUCUGGAAACCAUGACCCAGGCUGUUUUGGCCUCAGAUUAAUAGUAUGGGGUAAGAGGGUGGCACAGAACAGGCAGGAGCAUUCUGUAGGAGAGUCAAGCUGCCCAUGUUGCCAGGCUGGACCUGGCAUUGUGGGACAAACCAUAUUUCUGGUGCUGCCUCCCGCUUCUCAUGCUGCCUGUCGGGCUGGAGGUAUGUGGAUAGACUACCUUGCUGCCACGUGCAGUCUCCUAGAAGACUCCAGUAGAAUGUAUGGUGUUGGUCAGCCUGGUGCUUUGACCAGGGAGCAAGCAAAACCCAGAACUGGGCGGGGGGGGGGGGGUGAAG
Molecule: messenger RNA, 3721 nt
Organism: Eublepharis macularius
Lineage: Eukaryota; Metazoa; Chordata; Lepidosauria; Squamata; Eublepharidae
Gene: CHPF
Product: chondroitin polymerizing factor
Exons: 4
Coding region: 476-2788 (770 amino acids)
Cellular component (GO): Golgi cisterna membrane
Molecular function (GO): glucuronosyl-N-acetylgalactosaminyl-proteoglycan 4-beta-N-acetylgalactosaminyltransferase activity
Source: RefSeq, a predicted model, not a curated record